This is a messenger RNA of Dalotia coriaria, 1809 nucleotides long. RefSeq names its product N-sulfoglucosamine sulfohydrolase (gene Sgsh). The record is from RefSeq and is a predicted model, not a curated record. Gene Ontology annotation, molecular function: N-sulfoglucosamine sulfohydrolase activity; glycosaminoglycan binding; N-acetylglucosamine-6-sulfatase activity. Bases 61 to 1629 code for a protein of 522 amino acids. NCBI's taxonomy places the organism in Eukaryota, Metazoa, Arthropoda, Insecta, Coleoptera, Staphylinidae. The transcript is spliced from 5 exons. Gene Ontology annotation, biological process: heparan sulfate proteoglycan catabolic process; glycosaminoglycan catabolic process.
AACAUUUGACUGGCAACAGCCAACAAGAAGCAAACUGGUUUACAGUGUAGUAGUCGUACGAUGUGGCGAAAAAUCGUGUGGUAUUUCUUACUUCUGUGCCGAAUUUAUGCGGAAAGUCAACGCAACGUACUGUUGAUUGUUGCUGAUGAUGGAGGAUUUGAAAUGGGAACAUACUUAAAUAAAAUCGCUCAAACACCAAAUCUAGAUGCUUUAGCUAAAAAAAGCCUAAUUUUCAACAAUGCAUAUUCAUCUGUGAGCAGUUGUUCACCCAGCCGUUCAGCACUCCUUACAGGAAUGCCCUCACAUCAGAACGGAAUGUACGGCUUGCAUCAAGCUGAGAACCACUUCAACUCUCUGGACAAAAUCAAAAGCUUGCCUGCAAUCCUUAAACAAAAUUCGAUUCGUACCGGAAUUAUUGGUAAGAAGCAUGUAGGUCCAUCAACUGUGUACCCGUUUGAUUACGAACAAACCGAGGAAAAUAAUCAUAUUAAUCAAGUGGGUCGUAAUAUCACGCAUAUUAAACUUUUAGCAAGAGAUUUCUUGAGAAAUGCAAGCAAUGACCCGUUCUUCUUAUACAUCGCAUUCCAUGAUCCGCACCGUUGCGGGCACACGAACCCUGAAUUCGGAGAGUUUUGCCAAAAAUUCGGCAACGGAGAACAAGGAAUGGGUAGCAUUCCCGACUGGCAGCCUAUUCACUAUGUUCCCGAACAAAUAGAGUUGCCAUAUUUUAUUCCAGAUACAAUUGAAUCUCGCAGGGAUGUUGCAGCUCAAUAUAUUACCAUUAGCAGGCUCGACCAAGGCGUAGGACUACUUUUAAAAGAAUUACAGGACGCCGGGCAUAGCGACGACACUCUUGUUAUCUACACGUCUGAUAAUGGAAUACCAUUCCCGAAUGGAAGGACGAAUCUAUACGAUUCUGGUAUUGCAGAACCCAUGUUCAUGUCUUCUCCCAUGCACACGGAACGUCGUGGCCAGGUGACUUACUCACUAAGUAGUCUCCUGGACAUAACGCCUACCAUUCUCGACUGGUUCGGAAUUAAAUUUAAUCGAAAGUCAUCUAAAACUGACGAAAACGAUGUUGGUCUGUCUUCUGUGUCUGAAGAUAUGCAUUUAACGGGAAAAAGUUUGCUGCCUUUGCUUGUGAAUGAACCCACCAACAAAUCUAAUGAGGCAGUCUUUGCAAGCCACAACUUGCACGAAAUCACCAUGUACUAUCCGAUGCGGGCCAUCCGAACGCACAGGUACAAGUUAAUCCACAAUCUUAAUUAUCAGGCAGGGUUUCCAAUCGAUCAAGACUUCUACAUGUCGCCGACCUUUUUGGAUCUGCUCAAUAACACUCGGAGUAAUCAGAAUACCUAUUGGUUUAAAACGUUGAAGGACUAUUAUUAUCGCCCCGAGUGGGAACUGUUUGAUCUAAAAUUGGAUCCAGAGGAAACUAACAACGUCGCCGAUAAGCCCUCAAUGAAGAAGAUAAUGGCAGACCUGUCCGCACGUCUCCAGCGGUGGCAGAAGGACACUACUGAUCCUUGGCUGUGUUCACCUCACGCUGUCUAUGAAGAUAAAGGAGUGUACAAGGAUGAUCCGUCCUGCUUGCCAUUGUAUAACUCCCUUCCUAUGGAGGUUUACUAAGAAUCUGAAACAUAUUUCAUAUUAGUAAAUUGUCAGUGUUUCAUCCAAAAGUGGGCAGGUUUGCUGCUAAAAUUUCUUGAAAUCCUUGUAGAAAUGGCAUUUAUUUAUGAAUCGGCUAUGAAAUCUGCGCCGUAUCAAAUAUUCUUACUGAAUGUGGACAUAAAACAAUUUACAUGGUAA